Molecule: messenger RNA, 696 nt
Organism: Nannizzia gypsea CBS 118893
Lineage: Eukaryota; Fungi; Ascomycota; Eurotiomycetes; Onygenales; Arthrodermataceae
Exons: 2
Coding region: 1-696 (231 amino acids)
Biological process (GO): chromosome segregation
Cellular component (GO): MIS12/MIND type complex
Source: RefSeq, a predicted model, not a curated record
AUGGCAACGCCAGCAUCCAACUCGGACCCUACAAGUACCGCCCAACCGACUGAACCCCAGGAACCGUCACCUUCGCCGCCGCCCGCCGCGCCCGUCCCGCUGACCCCUGGCCCACGCGCCUCGCGACUACAACAAGUCUUCUCCCAGGCCCUGCUACAUACCAUCCGCACAAAUUCGUAUGCCAACUUCUCCGCCUGCUUUCCGACACCUGCAAAGCAAGUUCCGCGCAGCCUGGAGUCAGUAUGGAGACAGCUGAACGCGAAAUUGGAGGAGAGUGCGAGGGCGGAGUUUGACGAUAUCCUACACGAGAGACAGGUGGUUAGGGGAUUGAACGAGCUGGACAGGCUUGUGGGAGAGGCCAAGUUGCGCAGAGAGAAUGGUGAAGGAGCCGAUAGUGCGCCGGCGCAUACGUUGACUGCGAAAGAGCUGUAUCAGGCUCAUCUAGCACCUAUUCUUGAAAAGACACAGUCGUCUUUACACUCUCAGACGGAAGAAGUGCAGAAAAAAAACGCUGAGCUUGCAUCGAAGAUCGAGUCUCAGAGGCAGGAGAUCCAGCAGCUUCUGAGCAGUCUUGAGGCCGCGGUCGGAGAUAUACAAGGUGCAGUGAAGUCAAUGCACGAGUUCGAUGAAGACAACAUUCUACGGAAAGAAGCAGAGCAAAUGGACGAAGAGAUAAGACCUUCGCAGCCUUCGUGA